CCCGGCGGUGUGUCACGGUAUUGUCUUGCCAUUACCACUUAACUGAAAAUGGCUCUGGUUAAAAAAAUCUGCACUGAUAAAAAAAACAACAUUCCCUGGGUCUUGUGGCUGUCGCCCGACGAAGUUCCCGACCCAUGCAUGCCCCAGGUAGUAGCGUUUGACUUUCUAGUCAACAUUGGGGGAAGACAUUGCCGAUGGAUGAACCUAUACGAGCGAAUAGCCCAGGAGUUUGCCGGAAGAAUCCUCUUUGGGCUGAGGGACAUUUCCAAUAUUCAGGAAUUUAACUCCAACCUGAACCCCAAAGAUUUUCGGAGUUUCAGGCUCCACUUUCCCCCACUGAUCUUUGCCAAAGAUCGAGAGAAGCGUGUCUACGAAAUGCACAAGCUCUUUACCUAUAAAAAUAUGAAGGAUUUUUGUGAUCAAUUGCUGCGGGAAAAGCUGUUUCAAGCUGUAGUCCUGGGCGGAACAGUCGGAGAGGAUUCGCCGCCGAGAAACUUCUUUGACUUGCAAGAUGAGUGGAGCGAAGACAUCUUUGUCGUGUUCUAUGAGCCAGGUACUGAGUGUUGGACCAUCCAGGAACGUAUACUCCGCAAGCUGGUCCGCCUGCUGGAUAAGGACGAUCUUAUGCCUGUGGUGGUGGAUACGACGAAAAGCUUCAUAGGCGUUGGCUUCCAUCGCUGGUUAAAUAUGGUAAAAUGUCACGGAACCAGCAUCAUAUUCCGACCUGAGGGGGAUGGCUGGGAUAUAAAUAUUCAGUCAAGACUGGAGACUACUCGCUUAUACCUGCAAUACAUAGCCCAGAAUCGAAGGGUCGAGCUAAAAAACUUUGAUGCCAAUGGAGAGCCACGGGGACCAGAAGAGGCACUAGAGUUCAUAAGGUAUAUUUUUAUGGUAAACUAA
This is a messenger RNA of Drosophila bipectinata, 900 nucleotides long. RefSeq lists its product as uncharacterized. The record is from RefSeq and is a predicted model, not a curated record. Lineage: Eukaryota; Metazoa; Arthropoda; Insecta; Diptera; Drosophilidae.